Messenger RNA from Dovyalis caffra, 300 nucleotides. Lineage: Eukaryota; Viridiplantae; Streptophyta; Magnoliopsida; Malpighiales; Salicaceae. The record is from the annotation of a GenBank genome assembly.
AUGGUACGAGAAAGGCUAUCGUGUAGGGGGCUAAAGUGGGUGAGGAAGGCUGGUGGUGUGUAUGGAGAGCUAGCAUGCAUGAUGGAAUGGCGAGGUCGUGGCGUGGGAGAGAGAGCAGUGGUGUGUGAGAGAGAGAGCAAGUGGUUGACAAUCGGUGUGGGCGAGAGAGAGGGUUAUGGGCAUAAGGGAAGAAGACUGGUGAGAGGGCUGGAGAGGUGUGGUUAUGGCAUGGGAGAUGGUUGGUCGGUGUGUGUAUGGGCAUGGAAGAGGGCUGAAAUGGAUGAGAGCUUGGUGCAGUGA